Didymosphaeria variabile is the source of this 828-nucleotide messenger RNA. RefSeq lists its product as uncharacterized. The coding region runs from base 1 to 828 and encodes 275 amino acids. Gene Ontology annotation, cellular component: membrane. NCBI's taxonomy places the organism in Eukaryota, Fungi, Ascomycota, Dothideomycetes, Pleosporales, Didymosphaeriaceae. The record is from RefSeq and is a predicted model, not a curated record. The transcript is spliced from 2 exons.
AUGACCGUCUUGAGUGAGCGCGGCGAUGCCGACUUCGAUCUUUAUCCGUACAGGCCAUCGGCGACGGCAGGUUAUGCUUUUGUGGCCCUGUUCGGUCUUGGAGGCCUCGUGCAUCUCUGCAUGUUAAUUCCACUGCGCGCGUGGUUCUUUAUCCCCUUUGUGCUGGGUUGCGCAGGCGAAGCAGCCGGCUACUACGGCCGCGCCUGGUCCCACGCCAACAUCCGCAGCGGCAGCCCCUACCUCCUGCAACUCAUGCUCAUUCUGGCCUCCGCCCCCCUCCUCGCUGCAUCCAUCUACAUGACGCUAGGCCGCCUCGUCCGCGCCCUCGACGCCACAGACCACGCGUUCCUGUCUCCCCGCUGGACGACAAAAAUCUACGUCAUCAUCGACAUCGGAAGCUUCGUCACCCAGCUGAUGGGCACGGCGAUGCAGGCUAAUGGCGGCGCUGAAGGUGCUAAGCAGGGCACUACUCUCGUCAUAGCGGGCUUGGGCGUGCAGCUUGGUGCGUUCGCCAUCUUCAUCCUCAGCGUGGCGAUUUUCCAUCGGAGACUGGUGUUAGAGCCUACGGACGUGUCGAUGGAGCAUAAGACUUGGAACAGGUACAUGUGGAUGUUGUAUGCAGUGAGUGGGCUUAUUGUUGUACGGAGUGUGUUUCGAUUGGCGGAGUUCGUGGAGGGAAGCAACGGGAAGUUGUACAAGACGGAGGCUUUUCUUUAUGUGUUUGAUGCAAGUCUUAUGUUUGCGGUUGUGGUGAAUAUGGCGGCGUUGCAUCCCGGGGUGCUGCUUAGGGGAACGAGGAAGAGGGAGAGGGGAAUUCCUUUGCUUUGA